Molecule: messenger RNA, 798 nt
Organism: Laetiporus sulphureus 93-53
Lineage: Eukaryota; Fungi; Basidiomycota; Agaricomycetes; Polyporales; Laetiporaceae
Exons: 5
Coding region: 33-710 (225 amino acids)
Source: RefSeq, a predicted model, not a curated record
AGACGCACGACAAGCAAAAAUGGUGGAGGCCUAUGUCGGCAGGACUGGCAUGGCCGCUGCGUCUUCCUAUGCCCACUACCAGUCCAGAGGGUCGGGUGAGAAGGGGUUGGAAACGAUUGAGAUCGACCGCAGUAUGCCAGCCUCGGGUUGACAUGCCGAAUACAGAAGAGCGUCGGGAGAUCCUCGAAACGCAUAGGCGCAAGACGGCCAUCGCGCUCGCGCGCGACACGGAGGGCUUCUCGGGCGCGGACCUGCAAGCGCUCGUGUACAACGCGCACCUGGAAGUCAUUCACGAUACCAUCUCGUCGCACGCGAUCAACGGGACUGCGAACGGAGUUAACCACACGUCCGCGCAAGAUGAUUCAGAGCCUGUGGAGUACACCGUGCUUGGGAUGACUGACGAGGAACAGGCGCGCGUGCUCUCAAGGGCGGAGGAGUCUGCGUUCCAGAAGCGGUUGCAACAGAUAUUGAGGAAGCCGGGCGCGGCGAAAACUACGUUAGGCGGGUUGGGUGGAAAUGUUGGCAGGCCGAAACGUGAGAUCACGGAGGACCACCUACGCAGGGUGUUCAAGACAACGUGGCCAUCUAUCCCCCCAGCGGAACGCGUACGGCUGGAAAGGAUAUACCGUAUGUUCAUCUCGGAUCGGAGUGGCGAAUUGUCUCUUCCUCCGGAAGGGACAGAUGUGGGAAGCAGGAUGACACUUAAGUAGGUGUUGGUGGGUGUUUCCCAAGAUCCUCCGUGUAAUCUAGCGUCAAAAUCGAUUCGAAUUACGACCUAGGACGUUACUAGCGAUCGGU